Messenger RNA from Brassicogethes aeneus, 1122 nucleotides. The record is from the annotation of a GenBank genome assembly. NCBI's taxonomy places the organism in Eukaryota, Metazoa, Arthropoda, Insecta, Coleoptera, Nitidulidae.
AUUUUCUCGGUGAAAAUUUAGCAUAUAGCGGGGUUUUUCCUAUUUUCUACACUUUUUUAAUAAAUUAUGAAUAGUUGUAAGACACCGGUACCUGUCGAUGAUAGUGAUGGCGACUGUCGGUGGCUGAGUAUACACAAACGUUUUCUUUCUGAAACAAGGGAAAAAGAUGCAGACGUUAUUUUUAUAGGAGACUCAAUUAUUCAAGCUUUACAACAUACAGACAUUUGGAAUGAGUUAUUUGCUCCAUUACAUUGUCUAAACUUUGGGAUACACAGGGACAAAAUUGAAAAUGUUCUGUGGAGAAUAAAUAAUGGUGAACUUGAUCAUAUAAAGCCUAAAGUGAUUGUUUUACAUGUAGGUACUAAUAAUCAUAAAAACACACCAGAAGAAAUCAAGGAGGGUAUUAUGGAAAUUAUAAAUACAAUAAGGGAAAAACAUCCUGAUGUUUAUAUUGUUGUGCCUACUUUACUGCCUAGGGGACAGCACCCAAAUGAAAUAAGAAAUAAACUUUUGCAGACCAAUGAUAUUUUAAAAACAAACUUGGAAAACUUAAGAAAAGUAGAAUUAAUAUCUAUUGAUAAUGGAUUUAUACAGCCAGAUGGAACCAUAAGUCAUCACGACAUGCAUGAUUAUUUGUUACUCACUAAUGCUGGAAGUAAAAAAGCUUUUGAACCUGUUCAUGAGCUGUUAUUGCAACUAUUAAAUGAAGGGGAACCAGAAAAGGAUUUAACACCCUCUGAAUAAUGUUUACUUUUUACUCUUCACAUUUGUUUGUUUAUUUACCAAAGUUACUUAAUAUUUGUGAUGUGCUGGAUUGUCAAAGAGCAAUAUCAAUCUGCAAUUUAUAUACAGGGUUUAAAUAAAUAAGUACCUUAAACAGCACCUGGUGGUCAUUAAAGAAAAUUCUUAUAAAUUUUUAAAACAUUAAAUUGUCCACAAAAUAAUACUUUUCUUUGAUGACAUUACCACAUGUUCAAGUUAUAAUACUUAAAUCUUCAGGACACUACCUUGUAAUAAAUUAUAUAUUUUUAAUACCUAGUAGUAGGUAUUACCUACUAUUGGAUUGGAUACAAAUCAGGCAAAUAGGUGUUUUUAUAUUAAAAAAAGAUUAUACAGUGGAUA